Benincasa hispida (wax gourd) is the source of this 1710-nucleotide messenger RNA. Its product is annotated as leucine-rich repeat extensin-like protein 7. The record is from RefSeq and is a predicted model, not a curated record. Lineage: Eukaryota; Viridiplantae; Streptophyta; Magnoliopsida; Cucurbitales; Cucurbitaceae. Gene Ontology annotation, molecular function: protein binding.
AAAUAUCCUCACAAAAAAAUGGUGCACAUAAAAAGUUAGGACCAAAAGGAAAAUGAAAGUCCUCAUUAUAAACCCAAAGAAACAGAGAAGUAUUGUCCAAGUUAGGACCUCCAUUUCUGACCAUUCUCAAGCUUUUCUCUCUCUCUCUCUUCAAUGCUGAAACCAAAACAAGUAACAUCAAACUCAUGAUGACUGUAUAGAACUUGAAAAAUGGAGUGUUGGGUUUUCUGGGGUAUUUUUUUAAGUGGUUUAAUUCUCCGGGCUGACGCCGUUGUCGGCGGCAUUAGCGGUCGAGUUAGUUUUGGGUUUGUUGGUGGUGGUGGAGGCAGCGGUGGAGAAGGUAUUUGGGUUGGCGGUGGAGGGGGAAACACUCCGAAUCCGAAUCCGACCCCGACUCCGCAUCCAAAUCCAUUAUUAGGGACGGUCCUAAACAGAGCAUACUCUGUUCUUCAGACAUGGAAAUCUGCAAUUUCCGACGAUCCCACCGGAACUUUAACCACAUGGGUCGGCUCCGAUGUGUGUUCUUACAAAGGAAUCUUCUGUACAACUCUCAGUUCCGGCCAAAUCUCCGUCACUGGAAUCGACCUCAACGGCAAAAAUCUCAGAGGAACACUCAUCAAGGAGAUGGCCCUUCUCACUGAUCUGACCCUCAUUCACUUAAACAGCAACAGACUUUCCGGCACUGUUCCGGUGACAUUCCGGCAACUCGUCCGCCUUCAAGAACUCGAUCUCAGCAACAACAAUUUCUCCGGCGAAUUUCCAUCCGCCACUCUCUACAUUCCAAGUCUCAGGUAUUUGGACCUCAGAUUCAACUCCUUCAGUGGCCCAAUCCCGGAAGGUUUGUUCUUCAUGGGAUUAGAUGCCAUUUUCCUCAACAACAACCAAUUCUUCGGCGAAAUCCCACAAAACCUCGGGAAUUCGCCGGCGUCUGUGAUAAAUCUUGCAAAUAAUAACUUUACCGGAGCAAUUCCGGCGAGUUUUGGUUAUAUGGGACCGAGAUUGAAAGAAAUUCUGUUUCUAAACAACCAAUUAAGCGGUUGCAUUCCUGAAGGAGUUGGGUUUUUAACAGAGAUUGAAGUUUUGGAUUUCAGUUUCAACAAAUUGUUCGGUCAUCUUCCUGAUACAAUCUCUUGUAUGAAUCAAGUCGAGAUUUUGAAUCUCGCCCACAACCAACUUUCUGGCGUCGUUUCCGAUUUGGUUUGUUCUUUGAGAAGCCUUGUGAAUCUGUCCGUAGCUGAUAAUUUCUUCUCCGGCUUCAACCAGCAGUGUCGGAAUCUCUUCGGCGGGUUCGAUUUGUCGUUCAAUUGCAUUCCCGGAGUGACUCUGCAGCGACCGUCGCCGGAUUGUUCGCUAAUUCCGGGAAUGGGGUUAAAUUGCUUACGGGUUCCGGUACUUCCACGGCCGUUGGUUUGUGGGCGGCUAGUUAAAACGCCGAUGGCGGAGGCGGAGGCGGAGGCGCCGCCGCCGUGAGUGGAAUGGUCGGAAGUAGGCGGUGACAGCCGGUGGGUAGGUGAUUGAUUAAAUGGCAAUAACUAUACAGAUUUUUGGGGUUUUCUUUGAGGGAGAAUUGAAUGUAGAUCUUCUUCACAUUUAAUUCUUCAUGGAAACAGUACUAUCUGAGAUUUUAAUGGUGUGUAGAUUUGUAAAAGAACGUGACAAUCAAAUCUCUUAUUUAAUUACUCCAAUACUUUAGCGAAUAUUUUGAUCCAA